Engraulis encrasicolus (European anchovy) is the source of this 1147-nucleotide messenger RNA. RefSeq names its product E3 ubiquitin-protein ligase TRIM35-like. The record is from RefSeq and is a predicted model, not a curated record. Gene Ontology annotation, molecular function: zinc ion binding; ubiquitin protein ligase activity. Gene Ontology annotation, cellular component: cytoplasm. NCBI's taxonomy places the organism in Eukaryota, Metazoa, Chordata, Actinopteri, Clupeiformes, Engraulidae. The coding region runs from base 203 to 1147 and encodes 314 amino acids. The transcript is spliced from 8 exons. Gene Ontology annotation, biological process: protein ubiquitination.
UGUACAUUCUAUGGUAAAGAAUUAUUGACCUGAAACUUUCAUAGUUAUUCCAGAGAGUGGCAGGAACAGCAUAUUUCGAAACAAAAUAUCUUUACGCAUGUGUUGUGGGGGGUAGUUUAUUCAACAGAUUCAAGACUGCGACAGUGUAGCCUACUGAAGUCUUGAAAUUGAAAGCAAAGUGGUUUAGGCUAAACAAGUGGAAAUGGCUUCCAAAUCAGAGGAGGAUUACUGCUGUCCUGUGUGCUGUGAUAUUUACACGGAUCCUGUCAUCACAUCAUGCAGUCACAGUGUGUGUAAGGCCUGUCUGCAGCAGUUCUGGAAGACCAACGAUGCCAGAGAAUGUCCAGUCUGCAGGAGAAAACUUUCAAAGGAUGCAGGCCCUAACUUCGCUUUGAGAAACUUGUGUGAAGCGUUCCUUAAAGAAAGGAGUCAGAAAGCUUCAGCAGGGUCUGAGGUGGUGUGUUGUGAGCACGGUGAGAAACUCAAGCUCUUCUGUCUGGAGGAUAAACAGCCUGUGUGUUGGGUAUGCCGAGACUCCAAACAACACACUGGUCACAAGUUCAGUCCUGUCAAUGAAGCAGCACUUGAUCGCAAGGAGGAACUGAAGAUGGCCCUGCAACCCUUAAAGAUGAAACUAGAUGCCUUUAACAAGGCUAAACUCACCUGUGACAAAACAUCACAACACAUCCAGACUCAGGUUCUCAACACAGAGACACAGAUCAAGCAGGAGUUUGAGAAGCUUCACCAGUUUCUACGAGAUGAAGAGGCAGCCAGGAUAGCUGCACUGAGGGAGGAAGAGGAGCAGAAGACUCAGAUGAUGAAGGAGAAGAUUGAGAAGAUGAGCAGAGAGAUCUCAUCUCUUUCAGAUACAAUCAGAGCCAUAGAGGAGGAGAUGGAAGCUGAUGAUGUCACAUUCCUGCAGAACUACAAGAGCACUGCCAAAAGAGCCCAGUGCACACUGCAGGAUCCAGAGAGGCUUUCAGGAGCUCUGAUCAAUGUUGCAAAGCACCUGGGCAACCUGAAGUUCAGAGUCUGGGAGAAGAUGAAGGACUUGGUUCAAUACACUCCUGUCACUCUGGAUCCCAACACUGCACACUCAGGACUCAUUCUGUAUGAGGAUCUGACCAGUAGAGUGCCAUGUGAGUAG